GUUUGCAGAUCAUGUGAUUCGUUCGCCACAGAAAAAACCACAAUACGUUUCCGAGGUCGAAUAGUCACGGAAAAUGGAAACGGAUUUGGUCGUCUUCUGAUGAAUGGAUUCAACAAAAACCUACUGGUUGGAUCAAUUGAGGGCAAAUCGGAAGAAUAUGGCGAACGUUACUGUGACUGAGAACGGAGAGAGUGGGCAGAACGAGAGUUUGGGACCGAUAAUCGAGGGGACACAGCUGUCAUAUCUUGAACACAGUGCAACAAGGAUACCAGACGAGCUGGGCCAAUGGUACGGCAAGCAAGUCACCAGACUAGACCUCAGUUUCAAUCACAUCAGGUCGUUAGAAGGUCUGGAGAGGUUUAUCAAGUUAGAGGAGCUAGUAUUGGAUCAGAAUGAGCUGAACGACUCGAUCAACAUCCCGCCCAUACCAACGCUACAGACACUAGUACUCAACAAAAACAGGAUCAAAGAUCUAGAGCGUCUUACAGACCAGUUGAAGCAGCAGUGUCCAAAUCUGACCUACUUGAGUCUCCUCGGGAACGAGGCUUGCCCCAACGAGCUGUCGAGUACAGACAAAGAUGAAGAUGACUACCAGAGAUAUAGAUACUACGUGGUGCACAAGUUGCCAGGGUUACGCUUCCUAGAUUCCAGGCAGGUGACCCAGAAAGAGAGGAAGGAAGCAGACAGGGUCGGGUCCUACAUGAGGGUCGUCCGAGUCAACUCAGAUCAGGAUCUGAACAAAUCACCAGAUUCACCAGACAGCAGUCAUCAUUCAUAUGGCCCCUUGCCGGACACCAUAAGACCUAGUGAUAACCAUCAAGGGACGUUUGGGAAGUGUCGCUAUGUAUACUACGGGAGACACUCGGAGGGCAACCGGUUUAUUCGCAACAAUGAUCUCUGAGAUUGAAGUCAUGAGGGACGUUUGUUUACUCUUGUCUUGGACAGAUAGAUGGGCCAAUCUUUUACUUAUCAGACUAAAUUUUUGUUUUACAAUGUAUUUCAUUAAAUAUUUCUUUCUGUUGCCCUAUAUUGUAGUGAUAUAUUACUUUUUGCAUCCAGAAUGGGCCAAAAAAAUACCAUCACUUUUUUUUGUGUGAGCAGAAUUUUGAACCCAGAAGUGCCCAAAUGUUUCAGAGGAGCGCCCUUCUGCAUCAUUUUAGCUCAGAGCGUCUUCUCUGCAUGUAUCUUUCCUUGUAUUUGUUAUCUUUUCUUUUCUAACUUUACAUUAUGAAUCUUUAUUUGCCCUGAUAUUAUAACGGACCUUUCAGUCUUGGGCCCUUUAGCACAGAACUCCAUGACUUAUUCCUUUUUGCCAGUAUCGUUGGGUCUUGUGGUUUUUCCCUCAGAGAAUCAGUUUUGGAAGUGCGCCCUCUUGCAGAGUAAUUUAACCACAAAUGGCAAACCUACAUGGAAAUAAGAGGAAAUGCACAUCUAUUCAUACCCCGUAAUGAGGUAACAGCGCCCUCAAUUGUUCAAAAAUAUGUAAGGCUUUGUCUGAAUUACUUGGCUACGGCU
Molecule: messenger RNA, 1515 nt
Organism: Patiria miniata (bat star)
Lineage: Eukaryota; Metazoa; Echinodermata; Asteroidea; Valvatida; Asterinidae
Gene: lrmda
Product: leucine-rich melanocyte differentiation-associated protein-like
Exons: 7
Coding region: 104-901 (265 amino acids)
Biological process (GO): melanocyte differentiation
Molecular function (GO): protein binding
Source: RefSeq, a predicted model, not a curated record